AUGCGUCGCCUUAGCAGUAUGUCUGCUCUGAGAGCUGUUGCCAAUGUGGCUGAUGUGCCUCUCAAACGCAAGCUCCGGAAUGACUAUGCCAAGCUUAGGGCCAGAGGCCACUUGCGAAAUUUCACACGAUUUGCUUCGGCUGAUACAAGAGCCGCGAGUGUUUGUCAAUCGAUGAUCAACAACUCGCCAACCCACACCACUGGUGGCGGGAAACGGCCUCGGUCUCAAGAUGACCUUGGCCACGAUGUUCAAAAAGAUCCAAAGCAUAAGUUCAACCUUGCCGUAGGGGUACCUCGUAUGCCCAUGUGUUCUCAGACUCAGAGUACCCACGCCACUUUACCAGAUACUGGUAUUGGCCAUAAAGACGACGUUGUUUCAGUAGUCUCCGGAUCAGAAACUGAAGACACCCAUGCCUAUCGACCAGCGUCGGUCGUGGCCGGUGUUCCGGUGGCAGUCCACGCGAAAUUGGUUCUCCAAGUGAAGGGUCUUCAAGAGACCCUGAAGAAGACCUAUUGCAUGCUUGAUGCGAUGCAGAGCCGCCUUCAGGCUAUGGAGCGAGCUCAAACUUAG
This is a messenger RNA of Peronospora matthiolae, 570 nucleotides long. The record is from the annotation of a GenBank genome assembly. NCBI's taxonomy places the organism in Eukaryota, Oomycota, Peronosporomycetes, Peronosporales, Peronosporaceae.